Xiphophorus couchianus (Monterrey platyfish) is the source of this 1728-nucleotide messenger RNA. Its product is annotated as UDP-glucuronosyltransferase 2C1-like. Lineage: Eukaryota; Metazoa; Chordata; Actinopteri; Cyprinodontiformes; Poeciliidae. The record is from RefSeq and is a predicted model, not a curated record. Gene Ontology annotation, molecular function: glucuronosyltransferase activity.
AUGUGGUUAAUAAGUAUCUGUACAGUCCACCUGUGAAAGACCACAGCUGGUUUAUCUGCACACACAGCCGCCAUGAAGCUGCGUCUCUCUGUCUGCGUCCUGCUGCUGCUUUGUGCUGCAGAAAACUCAAGUGGAGGGAAGAUUUUGGUGUGGUACAGUGAUAACAGCCACUGGAUCAACAUGAAGCUGGUACUGGAAACUCUGGUGGACAGAGGACACCAGGUGACGGUCCUGGUCCCGAGCACAUCACUGUUCAUGAACAGCAGCGAACCGUCUCGCUUCCAGUACCAACCUUUUAACGUCGACGUCUCAUUUGAAGAUUUAGAAAAGAUUUUUGAAACUAUUAUUCACUUCUUCGUGUAUGAGAUGGAUUUUAUGAACCCCUUAGAAAUUUACAUAAAAUUUUAUAAUUUAAUGAAGAACAAUAAGAACAUUACUUUUAAGUUUUUGGAUGGCGUUCUGAAAUCAGAACCCAUCAUGAAGAAGCUGAAGGAGGGAAACUACGACCUGUUAUUUGCUGAUCCGAUCUACGCCGGCAGCGACCUGACUGCGGACAUUUUGGGAAUUCCUCUCGUCUUUUCUUUGUGUUUUUCCUUGGCAAACAACUGGGAGAGGAUGUGUGGUCAGCUGCCUUCUCCACCCUCCUUCGUCCCCGGUGCUGCUAGCAAACUCACAGACAAGAUGGACUUCUCAGAGAGACUGUCGAACUUCUUCUUCUACGCUCUGCAGGACGUCAUGAUGGAUCAAAUAAUGUGGAAAGAAGUUGACGAAUAUUACUCUGAAAUCAGAGGAACACCCACCAGCGCCUGUGAGUUGAUGGGAAAGGCGGAUAUCUGGUUGAUGAGAACCUACUGGGAUUUUGGUUUUCCUCGUCCACUCCUCCCCAACUUUAAAUUUGUUGGAGGGAUCCACUGCAAACCAGCUAAGCCUUUACCAGAGGAAAUGGAAAAGUUUGUCCAGAGCGCCGGAGAUGCUGGGAUCGUUGUUUUCUCUUUAGGAUCGAUGGUUAAGAACCUCACCACAGAGAAAGCGAACAUGAUCGCCUCAGCGCUCGCUCAGCUUCCACAAAAGGUGCUGUGGGGAUACAGUGGACAGAAACCCCAGACUCUGGGUUCCAACACCAGAAUAUACAACUGGAUCCCACAAAACGACCUGCUGGGUCAUCCUAAAACCAAAGUUUUCAUCACUCAUGGUGGAGCAAACGGGAUCUAUGAGGCCAUCUACCACGGCGUUCCCAUGGUGGGAAUCCCCAUGUUUGCUGACCAGCCAGACAACAUGGUGCACAUGGACGCCAAAGGAGCUGCAAUUACUGUUAAACUGAACUUUAUGACUAUUGAGAGCCUCAGAGACGCCGUAAACAUGGUCAUCAACAACAAAUUCUACAAAGAAAACAUGAUGCGACUGUCCAGAAUCCACCAUGACAGACCCAUGAGUCCUCGGGACGAGGCCGUCUUCUGGAUCGAGUUCACCGUGAGGAACAAAGGAGCCAAACACCUGAGAGUCCAGGCCCACGAACUCACCUGGUACCAGUACCACAGCCUGGACAUCCUAGCCUUCCUCCUUAUUAUAGAUCUGCUCCUCAUCUUCAUCCUCUUCAAAACCUGCAGCUUCUGUUUCAAGAGAUGCUGCAGCAGAAAACAGACAAAGAGAAAAGCUGAAUAACAGACUGAAGUGAGAUCUACUGCUCAGGUGCUUUUCUAACAUAAAGUAUUUCCAGGUGUUCAUGGA